This is a messenger RNA of Adineta ricciae, 1833 nucleotides long. The record is from the annotation of a GenBank genome assembly. NCBI's taxonomy places the organism in Eukaryota, Metazoa, Rotifera, Eurotatoria, Adinetida, Adinetidae.
AUGGCAUCAUCUUCCUCUCCAUUUUCCAAUAAUGGAAAAUUACAAGUUUUACCUACACCAACAACAUUAGUAUUUACACAACCAGUUAACAAUAAUAUAACUGUAAAUAAUAUUGCAAUGACGCCACAAAACAUUCGUCAUGCAGGCACACCAAACGGAACGUAUAUUCAUCAACAGUCGAUGCCUACUGGAACUAUAUCAACGUCGACAGGUAUUGUCCGUUUUAAUCAAGCGAAUCAGUUUACACCACAAAAUGUUUGGACCAAUAAUGCAACGCAAUUAUCACCUAAAGUUCAAUAUUCACCAACGAUCAAGGCUGAACCAUCGACGCCCGGUAUUUCCCAACAAACAUCAAUUUUACCCACGAAAUUAGUUGCACAACCAAUUGUUCGCCAAACAGUCGCAGCACCACAAACACCAAAGUUUACCGAAGCACAAAUCAAUGAUUUUGUUGGUAAAUGUCGAACGUUUCUAACAACCUUACUUAAACUUGCCGAAAAACAAGCACCAGAAAAAUUACCUAUGGUACGAUCUUGCAUACAAGAUCUUCUCGACGGUGCCAUUGAUCCUGAAUCAUUUACUCAACGAUUACAUACACUCUACAAAUCCCAACCACACACAUCACUUGUACCUUUUUUUAAAUUAGCAUUACCUUAUAUGCGUCAAAUGGUUAAGAAUACGUUCGGGCAACCGAUAACAAUUGAAUUAUUGGAAAGACUAAAUCUUCCCUCGAGUAAAAGUAACACUUCUACGAUGAUGACCACAACAGCAGCAACAACACCAACGUCUCGUGUUGUCGUUAAUCCAUCUCUACUAACUCAACAAUCGAAUUCAGGUAUGCAACAACCGCUAUUAUAUACGACAGUUCAACCUCAACAAAAGAUCAAUCUACUACAACAACCAACGCCCCAAACCAUCAUCGGUACUACAGCCUCGCUACUUGGUCAGCAACAACAACAGCAGCAGCAAGCUCGCACACAAAUAAGCAUCACAGGUAUUCGACCACUCGUAGCAACAGUUUCUCCAUCAUCAAAUACAAAUCUUCUCACUGGUCAACAACAAAUCCAACCUAUAACUCAAACAAUUAUUCAACAACCUGAUUCGCUCUUACACAGAACAUUUCUUUCACCAGCAACAACAACAGUUCAGCAACCACAGAUUAUCACAGUUAACCAUCAAUCGAUUAAAACUGAAAUUGGUACAGGUUCUAAAACCUUACUAACUAACAUUCCCUCGCUUCAGCAACAAUCGCAACUUCACUCGCAAUCGAGAACGACAACGAAGACUGAAGAUGAUUCAUCCGAUGAUAUUAUGGGAAAUACUAGUUUAUUAACAACAGUAUUGGCUACUACCGAUGAUCGUCAUACUCGUCAUAUCACACAUGAUGAUCGAUUUCUUUCUGCACUUGCUCUUCGUCGACGGUUAGAUCACUUAAUAAAAGAAAAACGAUGGGAAGGUGGUAACAUGGUAUUCCAAGAUGAUGCUGUUCUUGCACUAAUCUCCCAUGCUGCAGAAGAAAGAAUGAAAUGUCUAGUUGAACGACUUCGAUUGAUUUCUCAACAACGAUCAAGUCUUUCCGUACAGAUAGAGCAUGACGAAGAUGAAACAAUGCUCAUUCCUGGCCAAGGUAAUAAACGUAAAUUAGAAGAGAAUAUGAAUCAACACGCACACAUUUCGUCGACACAAUCAAAACUGAUCAAUACGAUUAAAAAAGCCAGACUCGCUCGAGUCAAAUGUCGAUCGCAUCUUCAAGAUUUAAUCGUGCUUAUGCAAGACGAUAAGCAAUUGAAACGAUCGUCGCUCCUCUACAUAGCUCUUGAUAAAGUUUCUUAG